AUGGACAAAAUCUCGAAUAUGUACAACUUCGACGAUCCACCCCCGGAAAAGUUAAGCUUAGAGUUGUUCAAAAUAGAGAAGAAAAUUGGAAAAGGACAAUUCAGUGAAGUUUUUCGUGCAGAAUGCACCUGGGUUGAGCUUCAUGUAGCUCUCAAAAAAAUUCAGGUAUUUGAAAUGGUAGAUCAAAAAGCUCGCCAAGACUGUCUCAAGGAGAUUGAUCUACUCAAACAACUUAACCAUGUUAACGUGAUCAGAUACUACGCAUCUUUCAUUGAUAACAAUCAGCUGAACAUUGUUCUCGAACUGGCCGAGGCAGGAGAUAUGAGUAGAAUGAUAAAAUCCCCGGAAAGAAUCCAAGAAUCUGGAUACAACUUCAAAUCAGACCUCUGGUCAACCGGAUGUCUUCUCUAUGAGAUGGCUGCUCUCCAAUCUCCAUUCUACGGGGACAAAAUGAACCUGUACUCACUGUGCAAGAAAAUUGAAAACUGUGAAUACCCGCCUCUCCCAGCUGACAUUUAUUCAACCCAACUACGUGAUCUUGUCUCUCGAUGCAUUCUUCCGGAAGCCUCAAAACGGCCAGAAACUAAUGAGGUCCUUGAAGUCGCCGAACACAUGAACAAUCAUUUCUCUCCGCCCGACGAGCAAUCACCGGUUCCUUCUACGCCGCAAUUUUGA
Molecule: messenger RNA, 675 nt
Organism: Caenorhabditis briggsae
Lineage: Eukaryota; Metazoa; Nematoda; Chromadorea; Rhabditida; Rhabditidae
Gene: Cbr-nekl-3
Product: Protein CBR-NEKL-3
Exons: 6
Coding region: 1-675 (224 amino acids)
Biological process (GO): protein phosphorylation
Molecular function (GO): ATP binding; protein kinase activity
Source: RefSeq, a predicted model, not a curated record